AUGUCAUUUGAUGAAGACUUUGAAAAUAUCUAUGCCAAAGGAAGACAGCGGAGUUGGAAAGAUAGGUUUUCUUUCAAUAGUUAUAGAAGAAAAGGAUUCUGCUCGACAUUGCUAUUCCUUGGCUUAAUUUUCUUGAUUGUUCCACUAUUCAUCGGCACAAUAUACCAUUUUGCAAUAAUGAAACGUUCUUUCGAUUCCGCUUCUCUCAAAUCACUCUAUGAACAGUAUCAAGACAAGUUUGAAUCAUUCGGAUACUCCGGUGCUGUUGCUGAAGAAACACGGGCCAAUGCCACCAUCGUAUCUUUGGUGCGAAACGAAGAGCUCUGGAAAAUGGUUGAUUCGAUCCGUGAUGUUGAAGACCGGUUCAAUGGGAAAUAUCAUUACGAUUGGGUGUUUUUAAACGAAGAAGAGUUCACCGAUGAGUUCAAAAGAGUCACCGCCAACCUUGUUAGUGGUGAAGCAAAAUACGGUAAGAUCCCAAGAUCCGAAUGGUCUUUUCCUGAUGAUCUUGAUAUUCCAAAAUACGAGCAAAGCAAACAAAAACUUGUCGAUGAUAAUGUAAUUUACGGAGGAUUGGACUCUUAUAGACAUAUGUGUCGUUAUAAUUCAGGGUUUUUCUACAAACAUCCACUACUCCAGGAUUAUCAAUGGUACUGGAGAGUCGAGCCAAAUAUCAAGAUUUAUUGCGAUGUGAACUAUGACCCAUUCACAUUCAUGAUUGAAAAUAAUAAGACCUACGGAUUUGUGAUGGCCCUUAAAGAGUUCGAGGCCACCAUUCCAACGUUAUGGAAAACUACCAAAGAGUUCAUUCAGCAACAUCCAGAAUACGUUCCAGAAAACAAUUUGCAGCAAUUUGUUUCUAGAGAUGGCCUAAGAACUUACAACUUGUGCCAUUUCUGGUCGAAUUUUGAGAUUGCCAAUAUGGAUUUUUUCAGAUCGCAGACGUAUGAGGAUUAUUUCCAAUAUUUAGAUUCCAAGAAAGGGUUCUUUUAUGAAAGAUGGGGUGACGCUCCAGUCCAUUCCAUUGCCGCAUCAUUGUUUUUGGAAAAAGAUCAAAUCCACUUGUUUAAUGAUUUUGGGUACUAUCAUAACCCGUACGGCGCCUGUCCUAUGAACCAGGAAAUCUUUAUAGAAAACCGUUGUUCUUGUGACUAUACCAAAGAUUUCACUUUCUCCUUACACAGUUGUGCUCCUUUAUAUUAUGAUAUUCAGAAGUUAGAAAAGCCUGAAGGGUGGAGAAAAAAGGUGAGAUUUCCUGCUCCAUUCAUGGAAAACUGA
This is a messenger RNA of Saccharomycopsis crataegensis, 1278 nucleotides long. Its product is annotated as glycosyltransferase family 15 protein. The coding region runs from base 1 to 1278 and encodes 425 amino acids. Gene Ontology annotation, molecular function: alpha-1,2-mannosyltransferase activity. NCBI's taxonomy places the organism in Eukaryota, Fungi, Ascomycota, Saccharomycetes, Ascoideales, Saccharomycopsidaceae. Gene Ontology annotation, cellular component: Golgi apparatus; membrane. Gene Ontology annotation, biological process: protein N-linked glycosylation; protein O-linked glycosylation; cell wall mannoprotein biosynthetic process. The transcript has a single exon. The record is from RefSeq and is a predicted model, not a curated record.